GACGCUUGAACUUUGUCAAACAGAAAUACAGGCAUGUUGACAACAUCAUGUUUGAGAACCACACAAUUGCAGAUCGCUUCCUCGACUUCUGGCGGAAGACGGGAAACCAACACCUCGGGUACCUCUACGGCCGGUACACAGAGCACAAAGACAUCCCCCUGGGCAUCCGGGCGGAGGUCGCUGCCAUCUAUGAACCCCCCCAGAUCGGUACACAGAACAGCCUGGAGAUCCUGGAAGAUCCAAAAGCUGAGGUGGUGGAUGAGAUCGCUGCGAAGCUCGGUCUGAGAAAGGUUGGCUGGAUAUUUACUGAUCUGGUCUCUGAAGACACGCGGAAAGGGACCGUUCGAUACAGCAGGAACAAGGACACAUAUUAUCUGAGUGCAGAAGAGUGCAUCACAGCUGGGAAUUUUCAGAACCAGCAACCCAACAUCUGUCGCCUUUCUCCAGAUGGUCAUUUUGGAUCCAAGUUUGUCACGGUUGUGGCUACAGGUGGUCCCGACAACCAGGUGCACUUUGAGGGGUACCAGGUCUCGAAUCAGUGCAUGGCGCUGGUUCGGGAUGAGUGUUUGCUGCCCUGCCGAGAUGCGCCGGAGCUGGGCUACGCCAAGGAGUCGAGCAGCGAGCAGUACGUGCCCGAUGUGUUCUAUAACGACAUAGACAAGUUUGGCAACGAGAUCACGCAGCUGGCCCGCCCGCUUCCAGUUGAAUACCUAAUCAUAGAUAUCACUACAACGUUUCCCAAGGAUCCAGUCUACACUUUUUCUAUUUCUCAAAAUCCAUUCCCCAUCGAGAACCGCGACGUGCUGGGAGAGACUCAGGACUUCCACAGCUUGGCCACGUACCUGUCCCAAAAUACUUCCUCCAUUUUCCUAGACAUCAUUUCCGAUUUCCAUCUGCUCCUCUUCCUGGUCACGAACGAGGUCAUGCCUCUGCGGGACAGCAUCAGCUUGUUGCUGGAAGCUGUGAGGACCAAGAAUGAGGAGCUCGCGCAGACCUGGAAGAAAUCGGAGCAAUGGGCCACCAUCGAGCAGCUCAAAAAAAAUAAUAUGGGAGGUUCCUUGUCCCUCAGGCGAAAGGACAGCCCGGUGGCGCUGGGCGGGGGGACGGCAGCCUGGGACCCGCAGGGCCGAGCUGUGGGGUGCCCAGAUCUGCCACCACCUCGGAGCCUUCCCAGG
Molecule: messenger RNA, 1175 nt
Organism: Apaloderma vittatum (bar-tailed trogon)
Lineage: Eukaryota; Metazoa; Chordata; Aves; Trogoniformes; Trogonidae
Product: nuclear protein localization protein 4 homolog
Exons: 9
Biological process (GO): ubiquitin-dependent protein catabolic process
Cellular component (GO): nucleus
Molecular function (GO): ubiquitin protein ligase binding; ubiquitin binding
Source: RefSeq, a predicted model, not a curated record